Leucoraja erinaceus (little skate) is the source of this 1317-nucleotide messenger RNA. Its product is annotated as E3 ubiquitin-protein ligase RNF183-like. Bases 1 to 567 code for a protein of 188 amino acids. Gene Ontology annotation, biological process: protein ubiquitination. The record is from RefSeq and is a predicted model, not a curated record. Gene Ontology annotation, molecular function: ubiquitin protein ligase activity. The transcript is spliced from 2 exons. Lineage: Eukaryota; Metazoa; Chordata; Chondrichthyes; Rajiformes; Rajidae.
AUGCUGGAGGUGAAUGGGUCUGAGUGUGAGUGUGCCGUGUGCUGGAAUCCAUAUGACAACGCGUUCCGGACGCCCAAGAUCCUGGAUUGUAAACACACCUUCUGCCUGGAGUGCCUGGCCCGCAUGAGUUUGGCUUCAGUGCCGGACAUGGAGCCGGCCAUGUCGUGCCCUCUGUGCCGCCACCUCACGCCGCUCGGCCCCGGGCAACUGGUCACCGGACUCCGCACUAACGGGGAUAUCCUGGCCCGCAUGAGGCUGCAGCCGCUCCACGUGUAUCUGGAUCACGGCCGCCUGUUCUACAAGGGGCCCGGCAAGGCCAGUUUCCUGCUUCGCCGACCCACCGUCUACACCUUGAGCUUGGAGAUGGAGCGGGAGAACGGUCUCCCUGUCCGCACUCAGGCCGCUCCGGCCAUGGACGAGAGACUCCCACACAACACCAUGUGGAGAUGUUGCCAGAGUCCACCCUGCCGGACUGUCACCUACAUCCUCAUCGUUAUAUUCGGCAUCACCAUCAUCCUCGUCAUCUCACUCUUCUGGACCAAGAAAAUACUCUGGGAUCUGGGCUGAGGAGACACCUGGCCAAGACACUGCCUGGCCUGUUCAAUGCUUCCAGCAUUUUCUGUUUUUAUUUCAGAUUUCCAGCCAGUUUUGUUUUUGUCCUUCUUUCAAUUGUGCCUUGUGGUUUAUAAACUUACCCACUCGCUUAAGAAGGCAAGACUUGGGAAGUUCGGCAUGUCCCCAACAGAUCUCACCAACUUCUACAGAUGUGCCGGGGAGAAAGCAUUUCAUCGGGAUACAUCACAGGGCGGUGUGGGAACAGCUCCAGGCAAGACACGCAAGAAAUCGCAGAGAGUUGUGGACGCAGCCCAGACCAUCACGCAAACCAACCUCCCUUCCAUUGACUCCAUCUACACCUCACGCUGCCUCGGCAAGGCCAGCAGCAUCAUCAAGGACCAGUCUCACCCUGGCCACUCCCUCUUCCCCCCAUCAGGCAAGAGGUACAGAAGUGGGAAAACGCUCACCUCCAGAUUCAGUGACAGUUUCUUCCCGGCUGUUAUCAGGCAACUGAACCAUCCUAUCACCAGCUAGAGAGCAGUCCUGACUUCCCAUCUACCUCAUUGGAGACCCUUGGACUAUCUUUAGUUGAACAUUAUUGGACUUCAAUGUUAUAUCUUCCACUGAACAUUAUAUUCUGUAUCCUUUAUCUCUCCACUGUGGAGGGUUUGAUGGUAAUCACGUAUGGUCUUUUCGUUAGCACGCAACAAAAGCUUUUCACUGUACCUCGGUACACGUGACAAUAAACUAGACUAACUAAAA